Molecule: messenger RNA, 954 nt
Organism: Vitis riparia (riverbank grape)
Lineage: Eukaryota; Viridiplantae; Streptophyta; Magnoliopsida; Vitales; Vitaceae
Product: long-chain-fatty-acid--CoA ligase 1-like
Exons: 7
Coding region: 1-954 (317 amino acids)
Cellular component (GO): membrane; endoplasmic reticulum
Molecular function (GO): long-chain fatty acid-CoA ligase activity
Source: RefSeq, a predicted model, not a curated record
AUGGAGCUCGGGUCAGUGUUUUUCUUUGUUUCAGUUGGGAUUGCAAUGACAACGGCUGUAGCUGCAGGAAGCAGCAAACUGGUCUUCUUGGGUAUCCAAAAUCCUUCAGAUCCAGAGACUGGAGUUGCUGGUCUUCGCUAUGCUCUUGAAGUUGCAAAGCCUGCGGAUAAGGGUGUUGACUUUAUUGAAACUGUGGAGAUUUUAAGUGAACAUGCUCGUCUUAAAGCUGGAAUUCUCGUGCAUGAAGAAUCUAGCAGCAAUGGGGAGUACUGUCCAUAUCGCGUGUGUGAUGAUUGCUUUACCCAGUUGAAGAAGGCCCUGGAAUUUGGAUUGGUUCUGCGCAUUCCUAAAGCGAGGAGUAGUAAUAUGCUUCAGAAGUCCAACGAGAUAGCAGAAAGAGACACAAUGGGUCCUAGAGGACUUAGUCCUCCACGAGGAAAUAAUAGACUCUCUGGAGUAUCUUCCAUGUUGCCAAAUACAGCUGCUCUAGUCAGUGUCAUUUGCCACUCACUUCGGCUGAAGGUCUACGGAAUAUUCAAGAAGCUGGAAGGGUUUGAUCGUAUGCCAUCCUCAGGCAAAAGCCGUUUGCUCAGCAAAGGUUUCAAAGCCGAUGAGGAAAAGAUGAGGAAGGAAAAUUCUAUUCAUCCAAGACUGCCUUCCCAGACUGACGUUGCUAUUGUCAUGAAUACAAGCGGCAGUACCGGUCUGCCUAAGGGAGUUAUUAUGACCCACGGGAAUAUUGUAGCUAUCUCAGCAGCCGUGUAUACUGUGAUACCAGAAUUGGGUAGCAAAAAUAUUUACUUGGCAUACCUGCCUCUAGCUCAUGUUUUUGAACUGGCAGCUGAGACUGUGAUGGUAUUUGCGGGCGUUGCAUUUGGUUAUGGUUCAGCCUCGACUUUGACGGUUAUGUCUAAUGAAAUUCAGAAAGGAACAAAAAGGGACGUCUCUAUGUAA